GUUUCUGAAUCACAUGAGGGUGGUUUCCAAAGUAAGACAGAUGGGUUUGGAGUGUUCGUAGCCACUUCACCCGGGGCUGAGCUGAAAUGUGACAUCUGAAGCACUUGGUAAAGCCUAGAGAGGAGACCAAAUCUGCCCAGGAAACCACCUUUGGUACUCCUUUCCUGUUUGGGCAUAUAAGUAAUAAAGGAAGGUAAAGUUUGCCUUUUUGUGACUAAUGCAGGUCUGUAGCGAAAGGGGAUUGUUCCUCCCUUUCCACAGAGAGAACCCAAGCACCCCAUGAGGAGCAGGCCUUUCUGCUGUGGAGGUGCUGUGGAGGCCGAGGAAUGGUGCUGCCACUGUGCCCUCCCGUCUUUUGGUCUAGAAGGGGGUAGGAGCAAGAGAGACCACAGGAAGAUGGACUGAAGAAAAUGCACAGUGGUUGUAAAAGUGGGAAAUGAAAUACAACAGAAAUAGAGUUCAGAAGUGCUCUCUCAGGAGGUAGCUAAAUCUUACUUUUGAAGAUUUGAAUGGCAUUUCACAUUGGUCAUCUGCAGAGAGGACAAAGGACGCUUUGCAGAAGAAAAUCUGUAAGACAGGAAAACAGAUGCAUAUAUACAAAAUGCCAUAUUUUGGCCUUAGUAAUUCUUCUAAAUUCUGCAAAAUAGUGCUUCGUGGUAUGAGACUCUACACUAAAAAAAAAAAAGUUUAUACGCGCAGUUUGAGAAAGAGUGCAAAAAUCUUGGAAGAUGCAUCCUGAAAUACAGAAUAUGAGGGAAGUUGCCCUUGUUUACCUUGACAGAAGUGGCGGCCUUCAGAAAUUUGUGCAUGAUUGCAAAAGAUAUAAUGAUUCAAAACAAAGUUAUGCUGUUUAUCGUUUCAUUAUUUCAAUAAAUCCUUCUGACAUUGCUGAAUUGGAUGCAACUCUUGGAAACUAUAUUCUUCAUAACCCCCUACAAGCUGCACAGAUUUUUCAGUCAGUAUGCUUCAUAGCUAUUAAGACAUUAUCAUUAAUUGAACAAUUGGAGACAGAGGCCCAGAUCAGUAUACUGCUGAAACCAACACAUUUGCCACCUUUACCAAGUUAUGUUCUGAGUCUUUCUGCAUAUCCCUUUAAUUACACAUCUCAAAGAUUUUAUAUGUCUGAAGGGAUAGUGAUCGCAAUGGGAACUGUAACAAAAUACACACAAGGAGCAAGAUUUCUUUGUGCUGAGGAAACCUGUCCAUUCUCUGAAGGGUUUAGGUACAUCAGAGUGCAUUGUCCUGGAGCUACGGAGUCUGCCACAGUUAGGACUGAUUUUGUGUGUAGCUUGUGUUCUUCACCACUGCAGGAAGACAUGAAAUUUAGAGUACUUGGUGAUAAACAAAUAGUUGAAAUGAUCGAUGCUAAAAUUCUGAAUGCUUUGAAAGGAUAUUCCAACGAUAAAUCACAUUUUAGGAUUCAGGCAUUUACAGUUUUCUUGAGAGGUCUGCCUCCCCCCCCUUUUCUUUUUUAUUUAUUUCUAGAUGAACUGGCCAAUAAAAUGACAAUAGGAAACCACUACAGGAUUAUAGGAAUUCCAGCUUGUGUACAAAAUGGCUUACAAGCUACUGCAUGUAUAGAAGUAAAUAGCAUACAGCUCUGUAAACCAAAUGGUCCUUCUUUUCUCAGUGACAAUUUUAAGUAUCUGCUCUCAUUGACUUCAAGUUCAUGCUGGAGGUUUACUGCUGUCUUGGCCAACAUCUUUGCUUCUCAAGUUGUUCCACCAGGCACUUACAAUACUCUUAAACUUGCAAUAUUGCUGAGUCUAGUACAGACAUGUGAAAAAGAAAAUGCAGAUUAUCUGGAUCUGUUGAUUGUGACAAGUGACACACUAGUAAUUGAUAGGCUUCUGAAUUACAGUUUGUGCCUUCUGCCUCGUGGCAUACGACACCCACCUUCCAGUGAAAUUUUUCCUUCUGUGUCCAAAGAUAAACAUGGAACUGGAAGUGCCAGUAUUCAAGCCUGCAGCGCUGUGCUGGCCAAGGGUGGUGUCUGUUACAUAGGAGACUUAUCUUCAUAUAAAAAGGAUAAACUUGAACUUCUACAGUCUGUACUAGAGAGCAGAACAACAACGGUAUUUAUUCCUGGGAAGAAGUACGGAGAAGAAGCUGACCAACAAGUUACUAUUUCAGUUCAGACCAAUUUUUGGUCUUUUGUGGAUGUGGAUUCUUCCUCGAAGAAACAUAUCCAGAAGGAGAACUUUUUAAUUGGACAAAUGGACAUGAGUUUGAUUCCAGCUAACCUUGUAGAUGUUUUUGGGCUCUUGAUAUACAAUGAGUUUCCUUCGUAUCGACUAUCUUCUCCUCUUGUACACCAUAUCUUGAAAAAAGCCAUUAAUCCUGAAGCCAUGCUGUACAAAGUCUCACAGCAGUUCAGAACACAGGAUUAUGAGGAGUUUAUUUUGUUUGCUAAGAAUCUUCAUGUUGAACUGAGUUCAGAAGCAGAGAACCUCAUUCAAGGCUACUAUCUUGCAAGUCGCAGGGUGAGAAGAGAUUCCGUUCAUGGAUCAACAUUAUCAGCAUCUGCACUAAAAAUUCUGAUUUCACUGUCUAAGGCUCAUACCAAGCUAAGUUUAAGACACACAGUACUUCAGGAAGAUGCUUUGAUUGCCAUCUUGUUACUUGAGUCAUCUCUUACCCUAAAACACGGCACAUCUGCAUUAUGUGUAGCACCAAAUUCUGUAUUUCCAUUUGACCUCAGUGACGAAAACUCCCUGCAACAGAGAGAUAUUUACCUCAUGCAGUGUCACCACGAACUCCUGAAGUUUAUUGCGGCAUAUGGUCCAGGAAUUCACAUCAACGCUAAUGAAGAGUAAAAACUCCUCUCCGUGGAGUAAAGCCUGAAGCUUUGGCUUUUUGAGAGACUAUUUUAUUGAGAUAGAAAUACAAAAAUAUAAAAAACUUACCAGCUGUCUAAGACAGUUCAGUGCUGUUUUAUAAGGAAUAAAGCAUAUCCAACAGGAUUUGAAUUGCUAGGUUUUUGACAGUGUUCUUUGAAGGCAGGAGGGAUGCCUUCAUCCUGGGAGGCCAUGUCCCCAGAAUACAGACACAAUCAGAACCUCUCUUCCUGGCUACAAAUGUUCAUUCACUGUUAAAUGAGGUCUAAGCAGGGUUUUUAGUAAGACAACUAAAAUUUAACCCCCAACUUCAGAAUCUAAUGUUGCGCCUUUCAACUACGUGAAUUCACUGCAGUUUUUUCUUGUUGCUUCUUUUCAAGUGUAUCACCCAGAGGGUUAAGUAGUUUUAAGUACAUUAAAACUUUUCCUAGUUUAAGCCAUCUUUCAUUACUCACGCUGUAUAAAUUUUGAAAUGUAUAAAAGCAUCACCAUAGUGCUUCAUGUUUUGUGUCUUUUUUUUCAUUACAGCAACAUAGUAUUAGACAAGGAUGCCACUGUGGUCCUGCAAUAAAAAAACAAAAAAAAACACCCCCCCACAUGUUUCCACAUCAUUUUAUGCAGGCUGCAGGGGAUAGCAGAAUGCCAC
This is a messenger RNA of Lepidothrix coronata (blue-crowned manakin), 3483 nucleotides long. It is a transcript of the gene MCMDC2, whose product is annotated as minichromosome maintenance domain containing 2. The coding region runs from base 729 to 2816 and encodes 695 amino acids. The transcript has 16 exons. Lineage: Eukaryota; Metazoa; Chordata; Aves; Passeriformes; Pipridae. Gene Ontology annotation, biological process: double-strand break repair via break-induced replication. Gene Ontology annotation, molecular function: single-stranded DNA helicase activity; DNA binding; ATP binding. The record is from RefSeq and is a predicted model, not a curated record.